This is a messenger RNA of Loxodonta africana (African savanna elephant), 3465 nucleotides long. It is a transcript of the gene HS1BP3, whose product is annotated as HCLS1 binding protein 3. Lineage: Eukaryota; Metazoa; Chordata; Mammalia; Proboscidea; Elephantidae. Gene Ontology annotation, molecular function: phosphatidylinositol binding. The transcript is spliced from 8 exons. Bases 27 to 1301 code for a protein of 424 amino acids. The record is from RefSeq and is a predicted model, not a curated record.
ACGCCCCGCCCGGAGCGGCCGCCGUCAUGCAGUCACCGGCGGUGCUCGUCACCUCCAGGCGAGUUCAGAAUGCCCACACAGGCCUGGACCUGACUGUGCCCCAGCACCAGGAGGUGCGGGGCAAGAUGAUGUCAGGCCAUGUGGAGUACCAGAUCCUGGUGGUGUCCCGGCUGGCUGCAUUCAAGUCAGCCAAGCACAAGCCUGAAGAUGUUGUCCAGUUCUUGGUCUCUAAAAAAUACAGCGAGAUUGAGGAGUUUUACCAGAAACUGAGCAGUCGGUACUCCAUGGCUAGCCUCCCCCCGCUGCCAAGGAAGGUCCUGUUUGUUGGGGAGUCUGACAUCCAGGAGAGGAGAGCCGUGUUCGAUGAGAUUCUACGCUGCAUCUCCAAGGAUGCUGAGUUAGCAGGCAGCCCCGAGUUGCUAGAAUUCUUAGGCACCAGGUCCCCAGGAGCAGUGGAUCUCUGCAGCAGAGAUGUGUCCAUCCUGGAUGCAGACAGCCCAGCGGGGGAUGACGGGGAGGCUUUCGAUUUCUUCAGGCAGCAGGAUGGAGUGGCAGGAGAGGGCCUGAAGGGAAAGGAUGCCGGGAAGCCCCUGGAAGAGGAGGAAGAAGAGGAGGAGGUGGCAUUGGACCCUCUGGGAAUCAUGCGCUCCAAGAAGCCCAAGAAACACCUUGAAGUGGUCACCAAGCCCAAGCCUGCACCCCGGCUCACCAUCUUUGAUGAGGAGGUGGACCCUGAUGAGGGGCUCUUUGGUUCUGGCAGGAAGCUCUCUCCCCAAAGCCCCGUGGAGGACAUGUCCCCCAGAGACCCCCUGAAGCUGUUUGACGAUCCUGACCUGGGCGGGACCGUGUCCCUGGGUGACCCCUUACUGCUGCCAUCUGCCCAUGAGAGUGGACAGCCCACAUCCAGCCUGGGCCACAGGAAAGCCUCCGAGGAGCUCUUCAGCAGGAGCAGGCAACAGGAGCUCGCUCCAGGCAAAGAGGGCAGAUCCAAGCAGCGGCUUGCCGUUUCUUUCCUGCCGUCGACACGGGGGGAUGGUCCACGAGUUGAAGAGGACUUGGACCAGAUCCUGAACCUGGGAGCUGAACCUAAACCCAAGCCCCUGCCCAAGCCCAAGCCACCAGUGGCAGCUAAGCCAGCAUUACCCAGGAAACCAGCUCUUCCCCCCAAAGUGGGUCCGUCUGAAGCUGUGGUCGGGCAGUGGAAGCAACAGCAGCAGAUCCAAGCCAUGGACGAGAUGGACAUCUUGCAGUACAUCCAGGACCACGACACACCUGGCCAGGCCACCCCCAGCCUCUUCUGACCCUGCCUGCCCCUCUGCUGGGCCUCUGGCCGGCCCACCAUCUCCUGUGGUGGGGGGCAGGGUAGGGGCUGUAAGUGUGGGGGGGACUUUGCCUCUAGUCCAAAGGAGUUGGGGUGGAAGCCUGACUCACAGGACCCCUGGCCUGCCUUGUUCCUUUGUCUCCUGGUCUUUGGGGUCCAGAUGGACCCCUGCAGGGUGGAGAGUGAAAGUCAUUAUAGGAAGUAGAGCCCACGUGGUAUCAGUCCACCUGGGUGUGGAGGGGAGGGAGAGUAUGGGGAUGCCUUGCUAACCAGAGCCUAGCCCCAAGGAGGGAGUAGACAUAUGGGGGUCUCAGGGACACUUGACCGAGCACACAGGUGAUUCCCUGCCACAGGCUUCACUUGGGGGCAGAGAAACCUCAUGCUCACUUGUGCCCACUGGUGCUGCCAGCCCCAGAACAGGGAAGGGAAGGCCUGGCCAACCUGGGCCUGGGUAGGGGUGGGGCUCCUCAUGCCAAGCCACUCUGGAGGCUCUGGGAGGGACGCCCAGGAGAGGGAUCCUGAAUGGGAGCCUGGGAGAGCCAAGCUAACCGACAUGAAACCUCUCCCAAGCCUUCUGCAGUUACUGGAUUCUAGGCAGGUGGUUUUCCCCGCCAUCCAAGCUCAGAGCACUCAGGCCCAGCCUUGCCUUUCUGGGCUCUGGGCAGCCCCCUUGGCUGUCUCCACAUUUCCCACCCUUCACAGGGAAGGCCAGGCCAGAACGUGGCCUCCUUGGACCUUUGGGCAGAGGGCCAAGGUCAAGCAUUGCAGCUUUAAGCAAUGGGGACCAUAGCAUCCUCCAGAGCACUGCCCAGGCCUGGACUUGGGGUGACCUUCCAGCCCCUUGCUGCCCCCUGCUCACAGCGGGCCGGGGCAUGAUGGUCUCUGACCUCUGCUUCGAGGUUCCAUCUGUCACAUGGCAGGUGAUGCCAGGCCUUCCUUCAGGGGCCUGCACCUGCUCACCGGCCUUUCACUAGUGGGGACCACCUGCCGAGGAGCAGGAGCCUGCACCAGGCAGGGUCAGUGCCUUAGAACUCCCCCCGCCCCAACCCCCAGAAUCCCUGCACAGGGGGAGCUUGGUGUGGUGCUCAGGAAACUCCCAGUGAAUGAAUGGUGUUUAAUGGAGCAAAGUGGGAAAAGAAUGCCAUUUUUUGGUAUAUUCUUCAUGUUUAGAGCUAGGUUUUAAAGAAACACAAUUGUUUUUAAUGAAAAGCAACUACUGUUCUUUGGCUCUGUCCUGCCUGACUAGCAGAGGCCUUGGAAGGGGCUUUGGGAAUAGGACCCCAGACCCUUUCCUGGGAGGGGCCAAGAGUCAGCCCUGAGGGUGUCCCUCGUGUUCCUGUGCCAGUGGUUUGCUGCCAUCAGUGUCUCUAGUGUCCCCUAUGCUGUGCCAGGGCCUGCAGGGAAUGGCAGGAGUGCCAAGUCGUGUCUGUUCUGAAUCUUACCAUGUGCCUCUUCACCUUAUAAUCCUGGAAAGGGGAAGGCUUGGCCAACCUGGGCCUCGGUGGGGGUGAGAGGAAGCGGGUGGUCUGGGAACUGAGGCUGAAUUCCUCCUCCCCACCCUGUUGGAGCUCUGAGCUGCUCGACUUCCUUCACUGCCAGCCCUCACACCCUGCCGCUCACCUGCAGCAGACUCCUUCCCAGGACCCAGCCCUGGGCCCAGCACCCCCGGGUGACUGAAGAGGAAGGCCUGGGGUAGGAGUGGUGAGGCCAGGCAGGCUGCCUGGCUGUGUUGGCACCAGCUCUCCAGCUCACCCUCUUAUCCUGGCUUGGGUGCCAGCUCCCUGCACCCUCCUUCCCUGGCCUUCGUCUACCCUCCAACUUGCUUUGGACAGUGGAGACAUGGUUAGUUAAGCUGGAGAAGGCUUAAGUGUGACAUAGGAAGAGAAGGUGAUGGGACGGAGGGGGUAGGUCCCUCUGGCUGGGGUCUCUGCAGAACCUGGGCCUGCCACUCAUGUGGAUUCUUCUAGCCGUGGCCCAGCCUCGUUCUCAGUGGCCUGGAGCUCCCUGGCCACUUCAGUGAAGAUCUGUGCUUCCCAGAUACAGGUGUUCUAACCGUGGCUCAGUUUUCACCACAGGCUUGUAUCGCCCUUGCCAAUCAUGUGACGCCUUUCAUCCAAUAAAGCCAGUAUCGGUGAUUCAUUCCA